Trichosporon asahii var. asahii CBS 2479 is the source of this 828-nucleotide messenger RNA. Its product is annotated as enoyl-CoA hydratase. Lineage: Eukaryota; Fungi; Basidiomycota; Tremellomycetes; Trichosporonales; Trichosporonaceae. The coding region runs from base 1 to 828 and encodes 275 amino acids. The record is from RefSeq and is a predicted model, not a curated record. Gene Ontology annotation, molecular function: enoyl-CoA hydratase activity. Gene Ontology annotation, biological process: fatty acid beta-oxidation. Gene Ontology annotation, cellular component: mitochondrion. The transcript is spliced from 2 exons.
AUGCCGGCCCACCCGUACUCGACCCCGCCCGAGAUCAAGGACGACAUCGUCGUCCUCUCGUACCCGCUCCCCCAUGUCCUGCACGUUGCCAUGAACCGCCCCAAGGCGCUUAACGCCAUGAACGCUGAGCUGAACCAGGCCCUGAACGCGACGUUUGACUGGUUUGAGAGCGAGCCCGAGCUGCGCGUGUGCAUUCUCGGCUCGACGAACAGGAAGGCGUGGUGCGCCGGUGCGGACCUCGUCGCCUGGCAGGAGAAGGGCAAGUCUACCGGCGACAUCCUCAAGGCCGGCUUCGGUGGUAUCGCCGAGCGCUUCACGAAGAAGCCCAUCAUCGGCGCCAUCAACGGCUACGCUCUCGGUGGAGGAUCCGAGAUGACCGUCAACCUCGACCUCGUCGUUGCUGGCGAGACCGCUACUUUCGGUUUCCCCGAGGUCAAGCGCGGUGUCUCUGUUCUCGCUGGCGGUGUGCCCCGCUUCGUCCGUCUUGUCGGCCACGCGCGCGCCAUGGAGUGCGUCCUGACGGGCCGCAACAUCCCCGCCCGCGAAGCGCUCGGCAUGGGUAUGAUCAACGCCGUCGUCCCCGACGACGAGGUGGAGAAGAAGGCACUCGAGAUUGCGGGCGCGAUUGCCGAGAACUCGCCCGACUCUGUCGUUUCGCUCAUGUACGGCGUCCGCAUCGCGAGCGAGGUUGGAAGCGUCUCGAUUGCGCAGAAGCUCUUCGCCGACUCGCCCCAGGUCCGCGCUCUCUACAACGGCAAGAACAUCAAGGAGGGCCUGCUUGCGUUCAAGGAGAAGAGGAAGCCGAGGUGGGAGGGAAGCAAGCUCUGA